Aegilops tauschii subsp. strangulata is the source of this 1236-nucleotide messenger RNA. Lineage: Eukaryota; Viridiplantae; Streptophyta; Magnoliopsida; Poales; Poaceae. The record is from RefSeq and is a predicted model, not a curated record.
AUGUCAGGAUCUGGUUCAAAGGGAAAGUGGGAGGCCUCCUCCAUCACCGAGAAGGAUGUCAAGGAGCUCCAGGUGGCGGGAUAUCUGUCCACGGACAUCGCGCACAGGCUCCCUGCCAAGGAUCAAGGCUGGACGAAGAAGGCAGAGCAGAUUGACUGCCCAGCGCCAUUACCUGAGAAUCCGGCCACUCCUCAACUGACGGAGAUGCUAGUUUUGGCGCCAUAUCAGGCACCGGAGAAGAAGGCCAAGAAGAAGGGCAAAGAAAACAAAGGCGGCCCUCGCCAUAGAGGUCCCUCGGAUGCCAUGUCCGGAGAAACCGAAGCCCUCUCCUGCCAUGAGGGGGGCGAGGACGAAGAAGAGGAAGAAGCAGAAAGUGACUCCCCUCACAAGGGGAGGAAGAAGAAAAGGACGGCCUCCGAAGAUCCGGAGGAGGAGGCGCCCAAGAGGGGGAACAUCGUCCUCCAGGACAGUUCGGACUCGGAGUCCGAACAAAUCCGCAAGAAGCUACCUAGGGCGAAGCCCCUGGCCGCAUCCCCUCCAUGCGAGCUUCUGAACACUCCAUUAUCGGAGGGGAGUUAUCUGCCACCUGACAUGGCAGAGAUUGAGACGCCGCCACGUGCCCCCUCGCCCCUCACCGCUGAUGACACCGAGGUGUUAUCCCAAAGGACCUCUCCUGGCCGCGGAGGGGCGGGCGUAGCUGUCGAGAAGGCGCCCGAGGGCAACACCUUGGUCGCCGAAGACAUGGGGGAGGUCACCCCUAUGGAAACUGAUGGUGGGGACCGUCAACACUCCGGGCCCCAACUGGACACUCCCCCAGAGACCAAUGCUUCCCCGUUGGCAGCAACCGCCCAGGCCGCCGAAGUUUCCGAGCUCAAUCGGAAGCUGAAGGUGGCCGAUGAAGAAAUCGACCGCAUCAACAAGCGGUUCGAUGAGACGCAAGUGAGUGCAGCCGAGGUCGAGACCCUCAAAGGCGCACUUGCCCGAGCCCAGAAAGAGGCGAAGGCAAACAAGGCAGCCGUGGAUAAAGCGGCUGCGGAACUGAAGACCGAACAGGCCGCCCGCCGUCAACACGAAGCUUGGGUGACCGAGGUCCAGCAGGAGCUAAAGGACGCCAUCCUCAAGUGCAAGGGUUUGGAGGAUAAGGCUUUGGCUCAAUCUUUUGAACUUGCAAAAGCUCUCCAAGAUGCUAAGGCGGCACAGGUGGAGUCCCGAAGUGCUCGCGAGGAGAUCCAUUAG